Mangifera indica (mango) is the source of this 1872-nucleotide messenger RNA. RefSeq lists its product as uncharacterized. The transcript is spliced from 7 exons. NCBI's taxonomy places the organism in Eukaryota, Viridiplantae, Streptophyta, Magnoliopsida, Sapindales, Anacardiaceae. The coding region runs from base 93 to 1781 and encodes 562 amino acids. The record is from RefSeq and is a predicted model, not a curated record.
AAUUAUUGACCAACUCUGACGCUACCCCUUCCAGAUCUAAUAACCAUCACAGAGCUACACCAUACCCAUCGCACACUUACAACUUUCAAAUUAUGAGGCACCGUGGAUCAAGGCGGAGACGACUGUCGGCACGACUAAUCAUCGCCGUUUUAUCUAUUCUUGCCACUGGCGUUGGCCUGUUGAUGCUUUUGAUUAUUAUGUUUGCACUCACAUCGCUUGCUCCUUCCACCCUUGCUGUUGAUGAGUUUCAUAAAAAACCAGCCGACGUCAUUUAUACUCCGGUUUCUCGAGAAACGAAGGCCGAAAAUAUAACAGUUGAAACUUCGAAUUCGACUUCACGUUCAAGUUCGAAGCGGUGUGCCACGGUGGAAGAAAUGGGCGAAGUUUUUAAGGGUGAUGUCUGGGAAGAAAGUCUUAGAGUUAGAAAACUCAUUCAAAAUCACUUCCUUUUAAAUGGGGCUUCAAGAGUCCGUGGUCUUCCACCAGAGCAGUUCUGCAGACAUGGGUUUGUGAUGGGGAAGUCAUCAGAAGCUGGCUUUGGAAAUGAAAUGUACAAGGUCUUAACGGGUGCAGCACUCAGUGUGAUGUUGAACCGGUCCCUAAUAAUUGGGCAAACCAGGGGUAAAUAUCCAUUUGGGGAUUACAUUUCUUAUUCCAACAUUUCCUUUACCUUGGAAGAAGUCAAGCAUCUUUGGAGACAUAAUGGUUGUGUGAAGAAGUUUGGAAGACAUCUGGUUAUGAGGAUUGAUGAUUUUGAGAAGCCAGCACAAACAAAUGUCUUAUGUAGCAACUGGAGGAAAUGGGAGCAGCCUAUUAUUUGGUUUCUAGGCACAACAGAUGCUGUGGCGGCUCAAUUCUUCUUGAAGAAUGUACACCCUGAGAUGAGGAUGGCAGCUUCUGAUUUAUUUGGUCAUUCAGAUUCUCUCCAAGCCCGACCAAAUGUCUUUGGUGAGCUAAUGAGGGUGCUGAUAUCCCCGUCAGAAGAUGUUAAGGAAGCUGUCAAUUGGGUUCUCAAUAAUGGGGUGGAACCUGAUGUUUCAUUGCAUAUGCGGAUGCUUACAAAUAGGUCUGUGAGAGUUUUACAAGCAGCAUUGAAGUGUAUUAGAAAAGUGGUGGACAGUCUUCACCAGACAUCAAGACCUAAGAUAGUUUUAGUGUCAGAUACCCCCUCCUUUCCACAAAGUAUAGCGCCUAAUAUAAGUGAAUUUGCAGAGGUUUUUCACUUUGACUAUAAACGUUUCAGAGGAAGUAUCUCUCAUGAUGUCAAUAGAAUGGACGGUUUAGAAUUUAGGGCGAAGGAUUGGGGCCCUGCACCUCGAUGGGUUGCAUUUGUGGACUUCUUUCUUGCAGCACGUGCAAAACAUGCUGUUGUUUAUGGAGCUUUCAGGCGAGUUGGGACUACUUAUGCUCAGUUGAUUGCAGCACUCGCUGCAGCAAACAGUCUUGAUGAUAAUUCAACUGGUUUAAGUUUCUUAGUCUAUAGCAGUUUCCAGAGUAAUUUGUUGAGAGAAGGAUUGAGAUUUCAGACUGGUUGGGGACAUGUUUGGAACAGAUUUGCAGGGCCAUUGAGUUGUCAUAACCAGUCCCAUCAAUGUGCAUUCACACCACUACUUCCUCCAGCAUGGUGGGAUGGCCUCUGGCAAUCCCCACACCCUAGAGAUAUUCAGAGGCUGGCAGCAUACGGUGUCCAACUGUCCGGUAUGGGAACAAUAGAUGAUACUAAGCUUCAGUCUUUCUGUAGUUCUAAGAAAAAUAGUUUGAAAACUGUUACAAUCAUUUAGUUGCCUCUUUGGAGGUUGCUCUUUUGUCUAGCAAUAGUCGCUCAAAAUUUCGAGAAAAUUUACCAAUAUGCAGAUCAUUGAUGUUCUCUCA